Chrysochloris asiatica (Cape golden mole) is the source of this 1860-nucleotide messenger RNA. RefSeq names its product transmembrane protein 181 (gene TMEM181). The coding region runs from base 1 to 1860 and encodes 619 amino acids. The transcript has 19 exons. Gene Ontology annotation, molecular function: toxic substance binding. NCBI's taxonomy places the organism in Eukaryota, Metazoa, Chordata, Mammalia, Afrosoricida, Chrysochloridae. The record is from RefSeq and is a predicted model, not a curated record.
AUGGACUGCUGGAAGCAUGAUGUGGUUAUAGAGCUGUCCUCCAAAAAAUCAGAGAACAGAGAUCUGGUCCUGGUCUGCCAGCCAGUGACAGCGCUGCGAGGGCGCAUUUCGCUCGCGUUCAGGGCCGCAGACGAGCUUGCGCUGGCCUUCCUCCUCUUCUCUUCCCCGGCGGCGGCUACCCGGCACCCCCUCCCCGGCCCUGCUCCUCCCCCUCCUCGGCCCGCCCCGCGCCGCGGCCCCCAAUCCCGGGCGCCGAGGGGAGAGGGGGCGACGCGGACACGGCGCGGCGGGCGGAGGGAAAGGCGCGGCAUGGACGCCGAGGACCCGGCCUUCGAGCCCCGGCUCUGCGGGCAGCUCAAGCUCCUGUGCCGGCGGCUGCAGGAGGCGUACCGCGAGCUGCGCGAGGACCUCACGCCCUUCAAGGAUGACCGCUACUACAGGUUGGCGCCCAUGCGGCUGUACACGCUCUCCAAGCGCCACUUCGUCCUCGUGUUCGUUGUUUUCUUCAUCUGCUUUGGCCUGACUGUCUUCGUGGGGAUCAAAGGGCCCAAAGUGAUCCAAACCUCUGCAGCCAAUUUUUCAAUAAACAAUAGCAAAAAGCUAAAGCCAAUUCAAAUACUCUCCAACCCACUGUCUACGUACAAUCAGCAGCUGUGGCUGACGUGUGUCGUUGAGUUGAAUCAAUCAAAAGAAACUUCUGUUCAGACGAGCUUUCCCAUGACUGUUAAAGUUGACGGCGUAGCUCCAGGUGGACAUGUAAGGUUCAUUCAUAACAAAGUCCACAAUCGGACCAGGACCCUCACCUGUGCUGGGAAAUGUGCAGAGAUUAUUGUGGCUCACCUCGGCUACCUGAAUUAUACGCAGUACACCGUGGUGGUGGGGUUUGAACACCUGAAGCUGCACAUCAAGGAGAUGAACUUUACAUGGAAGACCUACAACCCUGCCUUUUCCCAGUUGGAAAUCUGGUUCCGAUUUGUCUUUGUGGUGCUGACCUUCCUUGUCACUUGCCUAUUUGCUCACUCGCUGCGGAAGUUCUCCAUGAGAGACUGGGGGAUUGAGCAGAGGUGGAUGUCCAUACUGCUGCCGCUCCUGCUGCUGUACAAUGACCCCUUCUUCCCGCUCUCCUUCCUGGUGAACAGCUGGCUCCCAGGCAUGCUGGACGACCUCUUCCAGUCAUUGUUCCUGUGUGCCCUGUUGCUCUUCUGGCUCUGUGUAUACCACGGCAUCCGGGUGCAGGGAGAAAGAAAGUGUUUAACUUUCUAUUUGCCUAAGUUCUUUAUAGUUGGACUACUAUGGUUGGCUUCUGUGACGCUCGGGAUAUGGCAAACAGUUAAUGAAUUACAUGAUCCAAUGUACCAGUAUCGAGUUGACACAGGAAAUUUUCAGGGGAUGAAGAUUUUCUUCAUGGUGGUGGCAGCCGUGUAUAUCUUAUACCUUCUGUUCCUGAUUGUGCGGGCAUGUUCUGAGCUCCGCCAUAUGCCUUAUGUAGACCUCAGGUUAAAAUUCCUGACCGCGUUGACCUUUGUGGUGCUUGUCAUCAGCAUCAUCAUCCUUUAUUUGAGGUUUGGAGCACAAGUUUUGCAAGAUAAUUUUGUAGCUGAACUGUCAACUCAUUACCAGAAUUCAGCCGAAUUCUUAUCUUUCUACGGCCUGUUGAACUUUUAUCUCUACACUCUGGCCUUCGUGUACUCCCCAUCCAAGAACGCCCUGUACGAGUCCCAGCUGAAAGACAACCCCGCCUUCUCCAUGCUGAACGACUCAGACGACGACGUCAUCUAUGGGAGCGAUUAUGAAGAAAUGCCUCUGCAGAAUGGCCAGGCCAUCAGGGCCAAGUACAAGGAGGAGUCGGACAGUGACUGA